Molecule: messenger RNA, 2324 nt
Organism: Dendronephthya gigantea
Lineage: Eukaryota; Metazoa; Cnidaria; Anthozoa; Malacalcyonacea; Nephtheidae
Exons: 13
Coding region: 414-2225 (603 amino acids)
Source: RefSeq, a predicted model, not a curated record
UUUUAUUACGCUCCACAUAAUUUAUUUUCGAGACUCAGUGAGAUCAUUCGUGGCUUACGGACAAAUGAGCCUGCAAGUCUACUGUGAAGAUCCUGCGGUUGUCUUUUUUUCGCUUGGCUAAUUUUUCCAGGCUUCUCAAUUAUUUCGCGGACAGACGUAUAAAGAGGCCCGUCUGGGAAACUUGUGUUGGAAAUUGGAAUGAUCCAGAAGUGGUAAAGUCGUGAGCGCAAUCAUACGCUGUUGAAAUAUAAAACGGUGUUUUUACGUUUAUUCACGCGCUCUGCAAAUAUAGCUAAAUCAAUUUGCAUUUUAGUGAGUAAAUGAAUUAUAUGUGAUAUGUCUUUAUAAAUUUGCUUGAUCCAGAACAUGAUUUCUUCAGUUCAUUUUUAGAAGCACUGACACACUGACACGUCAUGAAAUUUGUUUGGACCCUCACCAUCUUGUGCUAUAGCUUAACCUUUGUGGAAGUUGCUAAACAGCGCAUCCGAGCCUUGAAUAGCUACGAUCCUGGCUCGUGUAACGAGACAACUCAUGGUACAGAAGUUUUAGUCAAGGACAGAAGCGAUGAAGAAAUCCUUUUAAUUUGUGUCAAAGAUAAAGGCGUUUAUCAGUGGAAGCCCACAGUUGGCACGAAGAACACAAUUGGUGAAUUUUUUAAUCCUGGUCUUCAUUGUACCGAUAUUUUGAAUAAACAAGAAGACGCCAAAGAUGGAUUUUACUGGAUUACCCCCAAGGGCUCAAACGUGGAAAAGGUUUUCUGUGAUAUGACUACCGACGGUGGAGGAUUCAUAUUGAUUGGUCGCCAAAACGACUCAAUCACAUGGACUGUUUCCUCCAAUAACAAAACAGUUGAACCGUACGGUGAACCUCAUUGGUCGAGCUCUCUGGGUGAUGCACCAAUCCUAGACUUCAGAGUGCAAAUGGCAACGAGUGAGGAUUUUAAAGCAACAAAGGCACACUGGUCCUACAGAUUUCAGUCAAAACGUCCAAUGAAGAGUCUAAUGAUGAAUAAUGGUGGAUGUGAUGAAAGAUCUGCUGGAAUUGGAAACAUUGCUUACGUUAAGGAUCUUCUAACUGAGAGCAUUGUCACUACGAAUCUCCGCUGCGCAAAAUUUGGACACGCUCAUCACCCUUUGGUAAAAUUUGGAUGGAGUAAGAUGAAUUUGUGCUUUCAAAGAGCAUGUCCAUGGGGCUUUGCGUUUCUUGAUGCUGUAAGGCAUCAAGUAGAUUAUAACGGAGGAUUCAGUUUCAGCAUCGGAAGAAAGAUGUCCGGCAUGGAAAAAAACGCAACCGCUUCAGUAGGAUGCGACAAUGGAUAUUGCUGUGGAUGCUAUGGUCCCGUGGGUGGAAAAAAAGAUUACUGUGCUGGACAUUGUAAAGCUAUUAAUGGUGGUACUGUCACGAAAAGAGCAUUCACGUGGUUUUGGGUAAGAUCCAGUCUUCCUAUGAGACUUUGGAAGAAAUGUAUGGAUUAUCAAGUCGAGAGAGAUGAUGGAAAAUUGAUUUCGUAUAAGUUGGUGGGACACAGUGUUGUUCCGGUUGAGGGUCACUGCAGUAAAGACUCCACACUUUUGCACGAUGGGAUUGUGGUCGUACCAGAUUCCUCUACCGCACAGAAAGUACCAGCUGUUGAUGGAUUACUGGAGUAUCGCAAGGACCAACAAGAACUUUAUGUAAGAUCAAAUAAAACAUGGAAUGUACUGGCCAAGGAGAAUGAGAUUGUACAAGAAAUGGACAGAAAACACAACUUGAAUUUGAAUGAAAUUAACAAACUCGAGCAGGAGGUCAAUAAUGUGAAGAAAAUUUUGCAGAAUUUGAUAAAAAGACAUGACAGUGAAAUGAAAAAGAUUUUGCCCGAGCAUAAAGAAUGUUUCGGUUAUAAAUGGCUGAGAGAAAACAACAGAAACCAGAAAUAUUAUUCCGGCAGCAAUUGUGACCAAAGGGGACUUUCCCAAGGUUGGUAUAGAUUUGGAGAAGGAGCUGGGACUAAAAUGCCAACAUCGUGUGUACCUAAGUACAGAUGUGGAACACAUGCCCCAGGUUGGAUGAAUGGCGCUCACCCUACAGUUGCCCAAGGCAAGAUCACCAGGACAGUGUGUUACCAUUAUAAUAGCAAUUGUUGUAACUGGUCAAAUAACAUCGAGGUUGUUAACUGUGGACUGUAUUAUGUCUACAAACUAAGCUCUCCUCCCGAAUGUACCUUAAGAUACUGUGGAUCAGAUUGAAGCCCAAGUUUAAACGUGUCGCAUGUGUCAAUGCAUUUGCUGAGAGUUGUGUGAUAAGGUCAACAUACGCAUUUAAAAUAUAAUCUAUGUGGUAACAUU